This is a messenger RNA of Bursaphelenchus xylophilus (pine wood nematode), 3076 nucleotides long. NCBI's taxonomy places the organism in Eukaryota, Metazoa, Nematoda, Chromadorea, Rhabditida, Aphelenchoididae. The record is from the annotation of a GenBank genome assembly.
AUGGCCGGGGAUUCACCGGAAAUCCUCUACGAAAGCUUCAGUUCAAGGCAUAAUGGUCGAAACUCGCAUAAAGACGAGAAAUAUCGCUCCAGAAAGUCGAGUUCUAAGUCGUAAGUGGUCUCAUAUGUCUUUUUACCUCGAGAAAUAUUUGAAUUUAGCCCUGCGAUAGCUGUUUUUCAAGUUUUUGACUGAGAGGAACAGAUGACCCAGUUUUGGGUCAAGUCUUUCUUUCAGUCCGGAAAUUCAAAAUGACGUGGUCUGAAGUAAUUUUUGUUGUUCUUUUUAGUGAACCAGAUAAAGACCGACCAUUUGAAGUGCCCUUUGCACUUCAAGAAGUCUUCGACGCACUGCCUCAGGCAUCUUCUCAACCGCCGUUAGUAGAGUUUGAUAAGAAUAACAUCCCAUUGUUUGAGCAACUCGCCCAAGGACAUCUAGACUGUCAGGAGAUGCAAAACAGAUUUUAUGAAGAUAUCCGGCCAGGAGAUCGACUGUUGGCCAGGGUACGCACAGCCAAUGCCAUCAUGUUGGAUGUGGAGCUGCUUUGCACAAUGAACCGGAUCAGAAGAAUCCUCAGUGAGGCUGGAUUAGGAAGAGUAAGUGUUCUUAGGCGUUGUAUGGGCUCAUUUUACCUUUUUUUGCGGCUAAAAUACGGAGAUUUUGAAUUUUGUCAGGGCGCAGGCUGCGGAGAUUAAAAACGUUAAAAAAAUCGAGAGCUAUAGUUAAAUUUGAUCUCUAAAAAAUCAAUAUUGACACGUAUGAUGUUUAAUUUUCAAUUUAGCAAAUUUUCAAAACAUUUUUCCUUGGGCGCAGACUGCGGGAGACAUUUUAUACGAAGACCCCAAACCAUCGUAUAAAAUGUCGCCCCGAGAUUAUUUUUGGGCAUUACCUUGCUGACCUUGAAAUUUCAGUUUAAAAUCAUGCACGACCGCACGGAAUACGCGUACCACACGAAUGACCUAAUUGAAGGUAGUGUAACAUAAAUUUACAGUAUCAACAAAACUUUUUUUCACAGUGAUCGUCGACCAAACCUUUGUCGAUCAGCCGGAUGCACCCCAAAAAAUCAAACUGUCCGUUCCGCCGGAGAGGGUAAGUGGAUUUUUGAGAACUUUUUUUUAAUUUUUUUGGGUUACGGUAGUUUUUAUAGUACGGAUUUUGAACCGGAUUUUGUGUUUUUGGGAGUCAAGAUGGUUUUAGGAGAGGUUUAGGGGCUAAUAAAAGAUCUGAGAGGGGUUUUGUGAGCAGAAAAUGACUUCUCAGGUUUUCGUGGUGGGACCGAAAAUUUCGAAAAAUCGUUGAAAAUGCCAAAUUUUAGUUGUUUUAUAAGGCCAGGAAGCCUUUUAGAGAUCAAAUAGUCUAUUUUUGACCAUUUCUGAGCUUUAUCAGGUUUUCGUGGCGGUACCCAAAAUUUUUAAAGUCGUUGAGAAUAGCAAAUUUUGGUUGUUUUAUAAGGCCAGGAAGUCUUUUAGAGAUCAACUAGCCCAUUUUUGACCAUUUCUGAGCUUUCUCAGGUUUUCGUGGCGAGACCUAAAAUUUUUAUUUUUUCGAAAUUUUUUGUAAAAAAUGUUGUUGUACUCUGUUACUGAUGUUUACUAAUCAUUUUCCCAAUUGAGGCACCCCUUAAAACCGCCGAAUUGCCAUCUUUUUACAGGUAAGACCUUGUUUUAGGCUAAAAAUGCUGUUUUUGGCGCAAAAAAUAACAUUUUUGCUUUAGAAAGGCCACAGCUCCGCAAAAAGAAGGCGAAGAGAAGUCGGAGAAACCUCAGCGCUUCGAUGAAUACCCAGAAGUUCGCGCAAUGAUCGCAAAUCCAUCCGCAAAUUAUGCCUUGGGCUUCCCGCGAAGACUGGAUUCCACGGCCUUGAAAGUGUUCGAAGGAAAACGUCUACGGCCGGAAAAUGAAUCCGUAGAGAGCCUGAAGGAACGACAGUUGUCGGAGUUGGCCGUAGGUCAGAUCACCAAAGCUGGCGCCUUCAUUAAAGAGGGACUCAAUUUUGAGGCAAUUCAGGCCUGUAACAAUGCCCUAAGGCAUCAACCAGACAACACCGAUGCUCUACUGGGAAGAGCAAUAGCGUAAGUGGGAAAUUGAGGGGCGAUUUGGCGGGUAAUUUUGGGAUUUGAAAUGAUUUUUUUGAAUUUUUUUGGAUUUGUUACCUAAAAUAAGGUAAAUUUUGAAAUUUUUAUGAUUUAGAUGUAAAAUACAAGGUGAAUAGGGGAAAUAGAUGUGGGUUUAGGUGUUGACAGGACUUUUUAGAGGGCUCUGGUGUUUUUUUGAUUCUGAAAAUUGCUGUUUUUUGGGAUUUGUUACCUAAAAUAGAGUAAAUUUUGGAGUUUUUGGGUGUGAAUGGAAAAUAAAAGACGUAUAAGGAAACUAGACGUUGAUUAAAAGCCUGGAGUACAUGAUAGAUUAUGUUGAAACUAUUUUUGUUGUCAAAAAAUGCGAUUUUUUGAGAGUUGAUACCUAAAAUAAGGUAAAUUUAAAAAAUUUUUCUCUUGAAAAGAUAAAUUGAAGGUGAAGUGUGGGUUGCUGAUGCUGUGUUAAGAAUUUUUAAAUAUUGUUUUUGAUUUUUAAAAGAGAUUUCUUGAUUUUUCAGAGCCCAUAACAUGGAUAAUAUUGUGAGUGCCAUAAUCGACCUGGAAAAGGUCUUGGAAACGAAACCAAAUCACGAAAGAGCAAAAAAAAUCUUGGCUAAAGUUCUGUUGGAGAAGGGAGAAGAGUGAGUUUCAUUUCGAAAAAAAAAUUUUUUUGAAAUUUUUAAAUUUUUGUCCAAAAAUGGCUAAAAUAAGGUGUGAAAUUUUGUUUGUAGAGCGGAAGAGAAAUUGGACAACAGUUUGGCCAAGGAAUCGUACGAAAAAGCGCUCCAACACGAUCCAAACCUCGAAGAAGCGACUCAUGCCCUCGAGCGAUUGGCUCAAAAACCGACGAGAAAACGCAAAAAUCAUGACGUCAUUGAUCUCACCGAAGAAAAACCACAAAUCAAGCGGGUGGACCCGAAAUCGGCCGAAGAAUUGGAAAAAAACCGAAAAAAACUGGCGGAAAUUGAGAAAUUCAAGGAAAAACUGAAGAAAAUGAAGAAGUAA